GCGGAGGCUGAGGGCUUCCGAGCUCCGGCGGAGUUCUCUCGCUGCAGCUGCAGAGCUUUCCCUCGGGGGCCGGCCUUCGUGAGGCUAGGGCCUUCUGCCGCGCUGCCAGCGGCUUUCCUGGAACUCGGGUCUGGUCUUCUCAGGAGUGUGAGGGCAGAACACAUGGGAUUGAGAUGGCGAAAUAGAAGGACUGGAGCUCAACUUCUCUCCUAAAAACAACAAAAUUCUCACAACUAAAGGUUGAGCAUUUUUCACCCAAAUGGACCAGAAUCCUUAAAAAAAGAUAUCCUACUCCAGAAGAAAAAGAGGAGGCCACAUCAAGAGGUUAGAGGGUUGUAACCUCUCUGUCUUCUGGUGUCUGCCUCUUUGUGGGUGAAGUUGAUUGAUACAGGGGCUUCCUGAUGGCAGGGACUGGUGCCUGCCCACUGGUAGGUGGAGCUGAUUCUUAUCCCUCUGGUGGGUGGGGCUUUGUCUCUGGGUGUGAUUGGGGGCAGCCUAUUUGCUGAUGUGUGGAGCUGUGUUCCCACCCUGUUUGUUGUCUGGCCUGGGGCUUCUCAGCCCUGAUGGGUGUAGCCAAAUUUUUCCAAAAUGGUAGCCUCAGGGGAGCUCACACAGAUGAUUAUUCCUGGGACCCCUGCCUCCAAUGUCCUGCCCCCACAGUGAGCCACGGCCACCCCUGCCCUCCCAGGAGACCCUCUAAGACCUCCCAGUGGGCUUGAUCCAGAUUCCUAUAGAGUCCCUGCUUUGUCCUGUGAUCCAGUGCACAUGAAACCCUCCUAGAGUUAAGUCUCUGUCUCUCCACCCUGAGUCCUGUGGAGCUCCUGUGCUUAAGCCUCACUGGCCUUCAAUGCCAAAUGCUCCAGGGGAUCCUCCUCCCAAUGCCAGACCCCCAGGCGUGGAAACCCGAAGUGGAGCUCCAAAUUGUCACUCCUGUGGAAGAGCCUCUGCAAUAUAGUUAUUUUCCAGUCUGUGGGUCACCCACCAGGCAGUUAUGGGAUUGCUUAUAUCAUGAAAGCACCCCUCUUACCAUCUUGAUGUGACUUCUUUGUCUUUGGAUAUAGGAUAUCUUUUUUGGUAGCUUCCAGUCUAUUUUGUUGCUGGUUGUUCAACAGUUAGUUAUAAUUUUGGUAUUUUUGUGAGAGGAGGUGAUCUUGAGUCCUACUCUGGAAUCUUGUUUCUGUCAGUUAUGCUCAAUUUCCCAUGUUCCCUUGCAGUCCUGUCCACACAUAACAAUUUCGGGAUGGUCUUUUGCAGGAUGCCAUUGUUUGCUCUGGAUUAGUGACCAAUAAAUUGUUCUUCCUUCCCUGUUUAUGUCUUGUGCUCUGUGCCGAGUCUAGUCUCACUGGCUCACAGGCACCCAAUGGAGAGCUCACGCGCCUGGCCCUUCAGACCACGUUCCAGGAGCCGGAGAGCCCCACCCACCGUGCAGAAGCCCCGCCCACCACGCGUAUUCCCAGAUGGCGGCGGGCCGUGCGCAGAGAGGCUGCACCUGGCUCUCGUGCCAGCCUUUCUUGAAGCUUUGGCACAGGCAGUGACCUAGGUGUUGCCAAGUGGUGGCCACGUUCUUUUUUGAUUCAGAAGAGAGCAGCUCAAGGAUGCCAGCUUCAUAAAGAAUGCAUCUUCAAGACUGGGGGACAGUGGAAGAAGCUGGCUUUUGAUGAAAUAAAAUUAAGUCAGGACAAGAAAAAUUUGAGGUAUGACAUUCUCUGCUCUGUGAGCCACUGCCCCCUCCCCUUUAACGUCCAUUGUUUAUUUGCUUUAUCCAUUAAGUAGAUCCUCUUAGAAGACACAGCAAUGCCUACUCACAAAAAAAAAAAAAAAAAGAAAAAGGAGGGCAAUUUUCUUCUGGUACCGGCAAGGUAAUACUUAGGAAAUAACAACACUUCCUCAAUCCCAUAAGGGGUCACAAUAACCCACUCCAGCUGUGAGCUGUGGUGUAGGUCGCAGGUGUAGCUCGAAUCUGGUGUUGCUGUGGCUGUGGUGAAGGCUGGCAGCUGCAGCUCUGAUUUGACCCUCUAGCCUGGGAACUUCCAUACACUGCACAUGCAGCCCUAAAAAAACAAUAAUAUAAUGAUAAUAAUUAAGGUCUACUGUGUGCAGCCACUGGGAAUAAAGUAUUGAACAAAAUUAUUCCCUGCAACUAUAAAAAGAAUGGCAUAUUGUAUGGUAAGUGUCUCCUUACCAAAAUAAAAGGCACAGUACAGCAGUUGUCUGGGCAGAAGGACCUCCUGCCAGUCAGGCCUCAUUUUAAAUAUAGAAACGCCCUAAAAAUAGCCAUCCAUGCUGCAGACUCAACAGGUGAUUGGCCGGAACAGAGGGGAAGGGAGCCUGGGCCUCUGUGAAGGAGAGUGAAAGGACAGUGCUGUUGUCCCCAGCUUCUCCCACGGACAUGGCUUUGCCUCUGAGGUCCCUCAGUAGGGGCUUGGCCAGUGCGGCCAAGGGAGACCAUGGCGGGACAGGAGCCCGCACCUGGCGCUUCCUGACCUUCGGGCUGGCGCUCCCCAGCGUGGCCCUCUGCACCCUCAACUCCUGGCUCCACUCAGGCCACCACCAUCGUCCGGAGUUCAUCCCCUACCAUCACCUCCGGAUCCGCACCAAGCCCUACUCGUGGGGAGACGGCAAUCACACUCUUUUCCACAAUCCCCGGGUCAACCCUCUGCCCACGGGCUAUGAACAGCCCUGAGGCCUUGCUGAUGACUCUAGACAAUAAAAGUGUGGAAGCUGUG
Sus scrofa (pig) is the source of this 2726-nucleotide messenger RNA. Lineage: Eukaryota; Metazoa; Chordata; Mammalia; Artiodactyla; Suidae. The record is from RefSeq and is a predicted model, not a curated record.